Molecule: messenger RNA, 2124 nt
Organism: Monodelphis domestica (gray short-tailed opossum)
Lineage: Eukaryota; Metazoa; Chordata; Mammalia; Didelphimorphia; Didelphidae
Gene: TRH
Product: thyrotropin releasing hormone
Biological process (GO): positive regulation of insulin secretion; histamine metabolic process; negative regulation of glutamate secretion
Cellular component (GO): extracellular region; secretory granule
Molecular function (GO): thyrotropin-releasing hormone activity
Source: RefSeq, a predicted model, not a curated record
AUAUCAGGCUGGGUAUAAGUAGGGCAGGCAGCACAUCAUUGCACUAACAGCAGGGAGGGAGCUCCGGCGUUUCUUGUACGUGUUUGCCACCACUCUUGCUCCAGCCUCAGCCUCAGAAGCCUCACUCUGCCCAGGAGCUCUGGCACACUCUUGGAGAGAAAGCAACUCCCCAGCUGGACUCAGACAGCUCCAGUACCACCAUGACCCACCUGUGGCUGCUGCCGCUGCUCCUGUCCCUGACUCUGUCCAGUGUCUCUGUAAAUCUUGGCCAUUCUGCUGCAGCAGAAGUGGAUAGUGAAGAGCAGAGUCACCUGGAAGAGAUCCUGCAGAGGGCUGAGCACCUCCUCCUCCAGUCAAACCUGCAAAAAUUAGAAGAGGACGGAGAGAACGACUCAGAGUUGCAGGCUCCCCAGCUAAACUGGCUGGUGAAGAGGCAGCACCCUGGGAAGAGAUUCUCUGAGGCCUUCGAGAAGAGGCAGCAUCCAGGCAAAAGGGAAGAAGAAGACGAGGUGGAGGAGGGGAUGGAGGAUGGAGGAGCCACCAUGGAAGCCCACAAACGCCAGCACCCAGGCAAGCGAGAGGAGGAGGCCUGGGAGGCUGAUGGUGAGAAGCCAAAGAGACAACAUCCAGGUCGAAGGGCCUCCUGGGUCAAGGACAGCGAGGGGGACGUCUCCAAGCGGCAGCACCCGGGCAAACGGAAUCUGGACCUUGACAGCCAAGGCUCGGCCUUCCCUUGCAGCCCCUGGGAGUCCUCCCACUGCAGCCUCUUACUAGAGCUCUUGGAUGAGCUCAGCCGGGGCCCAGCGCCCGAGAAGAGGCAGCACCCGGGGAGGAGGUCGUCCUGGGGAGGAGAGGGAGGCCAGGAUGAAGAGGUGUAAAACCCACCAGGCUGAAGGGAGACCGUUGAACCUCUGUGUGUGGUUUCUGCGUGUGCCGUGAAUAAUACUUACAAGCUGUUGUUUUUUCUCCUACUUAAUUCUCUCAAUUCCUUGCUAGUGAUUUAUGGGCAGAAUAUCCCUUAUCUCUAGGGGUCAGGCCCAGGCUCUGAGGGCCGGGGGAAGGAGAAUGGGGAAGGGGAGGACAGGGUGGAUUCUCCCCUGAGCCAAGCCCCUUCCCAAAGACCCACCCUCAAGCGCCUCUCAGAUUAGGGGGUUUAGACUUGAGUAGAAAACAGAGAGGGACCCUUUCCCUGGGCCUGGAGCUUGUAAAGAGGGAAAGGAUGUGGAGAAGGGGCAGAGGAGCCUGACCCAGUGUUCAAGUCUCUGAAGAGAGUUCAAGUUCUCUCCAUCUCUGUCUAGUCCAGCCCAGGUAAGCUUGCUGGUAGCUGAGAUGUUUCCGGCUCCUGCUUCCCGAGUUCCAUGAAAUUCAGGUCUUUCUGGAGGAUAAAAUUCUCAAGAAGGAGUGAGGGUCAAGAAGGUGGGCAGGAUCUGUCGCCCCCACCUUUCAUCAGCAGCGAACUCCCUCUCUCCUUCCCCGAGUCUCCCCAGACUUUCUUAGUGACCCACAGAAUCCCCAUUUCCUCCUUUUGAAUAUGAGCAAGAUCUGAGGCAGGGAAGAAGAGACAACAGGCAGUGGGCAAGGCUUGGCCAUGGAAAUGGGGAGGAGAGGAGCAGCUAGUCCUUAAACUCAGGGACAUCAUUCAAGAAGGAAAUCCAAAAAGAGAAUCAACAAGUCACUAGAGGUCUUCCUGAGGAUCCUCCAUGAUUUGGUCCUUGAGGUCCCAUCUUUCCUUCCCCCUGCCUGGGCUUCAUCAGUUUCCUUCUUCAUUGGCCAAAGGUUCUUCUCAGUCCCUCUGCUCCCCCAAGAGAUGCCACCUGCAGGUUUCUCCCUGGAUUCAUUUCCUUGUUUUAUCCCCAAUAUAGGCAUCCCCGACCUGAAAUUUUGCUAAUGCCAUUUGAAUCCCAUAAAACCCAGCUUGGUAGAAAAAAACCCAAAAUUAAACGGAAGUAGAAAAGCUACUUUUCUAGGUAAAGAUCUCUUGUGGGAGAGGGAUGUUGGCUAUGGGAAGGAAUGUUUGUACAUAUGAAUGUUUUAAUAUCAAAGUGCAAGUGUGACUUGUCUGUUCACUCCAAUCCCUUUGGAAGCUUCAUAAUACUAAUAAAAAUUGCAUCUGGAUGAGCCUUA